Molecule: messenger RNA, 1948 nt
Organism: Rhodamnia argentea
Lineage: Eukaryota; Viridiplantae; Streptophyta; Magnoliopsida; Myrtales; Myrtaceae
Product: phytepsin-like
Exons: 14
Coding region: 194-1726 (510 amino acids)
Biological process (GO): proteolysis; lipid metabolic process
Molecular function (GO): aspartic-type endopeptidase activity
Source: RefSeq, a predicted model, not a curated record
AGGUUAUCUGACCAUCUUCAAAAAGUUUUAUGUAAUGGGCAAGGUAAGUCUGCUUGCAGAAGGAACAGCAGACAACUAGCCAGCCUUCACUCUACUAAAUGGGAAGCCACUAAGACAUCUCGUUCUCCAUCAUGGAUUGCUUCUCUCAAUGCAGCUUGUGAAGCAUAUUUAGAUUGGACUGAACUGGACGAGAAUGGCCGCUUCAAAGAGCCUCGUCAUAGUAGCAUUAUGCUCAUGGCUUUGUUCAAGAUCCUUCGCGUUUGAGGCUAAUUCCUCAGAGGGGUUGUCGAGAAUUGGUCUGAAGAAGCGGACACUUGAUUUUGACAGUGUAAAUGCUGCUGGAAUUAGCAGAGCAGGAGACCAUUUUCACCUUAGGAAGAAGGGGAAUACAAGAAGGAAUCCAAUGGACCCAGAAGCAGAUAUAAUAUAUCUGAAGAAUUAUCUUGACACCCAAUAUUAUGGAGAGAUCGGUAUCGGCACGCCGCCACAGAAAUUCACAGUCAUCUUUGACACUGGAAGCUCCAAUCUUUGGGUGCCAUCUUCAAAAUGCCUGUUUUCUAUUAAUUGCUAUUUUCAUUCAAGAUACAGGGCGAGACUAUCGAGUACUUACACCAAGAUUGGAAUACCAUGUAAAAUCCACUAUGGUUCUGCUUCAAUUUCCGGAGUCUUUAGCCAAGAUAAUGUCAAAAUUGGGGACGUUGUUGUUGGAGAUCAAGAGUUUGUUGAGGCUAGGAAGGAGGGCUUUUUAGCUUUCUUAGCGGCUCAAUUCGACGGGAUACUCGGGCUCGGCUUUCGAGAUAUUGCUGUUGGUGGAACUACACCAGUGUGGUAUAAUAUGGUGCAGCAAGGCCAUGUUACUCAGCAAAUAUUCUCAGUCUGGUUUAAUCGUGACCCUACAUCGAAUCUGGGAGGCGAGAUUGUCUUCGGCGGUCUAGAUUGCAGGCACUUCAGGGGCGAACAUUCUUACUUCCCGGUUACUCGACAGGGUUAUUGGCAGAUUGAUGUGGGCGACAUUCUUGUAGCCGGCUAUUCAACAGGAUUGUGCGACGACGGCUGUGAAGCUGUUUUGGAUACGGGAACAUCAUUUCUUGCUGGUCCAACUAAGGUCAUCGCUCAAAUUAAUCACGCGAUCGGAGCAGUAGGAAUUGUGAGCUUUGAAUGUCAAACUGUCGUCUCCAAUUACGGAAAUCAGAUAUGGGAAUUUCUGAUAUCGGGGCUCCGCCCAGAAACAGUAUGUGUAGACAUCGGACUGUGUUUGUACAAUGGAUCCCAGCAUUUUAGCACACAAAUGGAUAGGACGUUCUACAAUGGGACUGAAAAGGGUUCUUCGGUCAAUGAGACCGCUCUAUGUGCUUUCUGCGAGAUGAUUGCCUUUUGGAUUCAAAUGCAGCUCAAGCAGCAGAAAACAAAGGAUAGAGUUUUCAAAUACAUAAACGAGCUGUGCGAGAAGUUGCCGAACCCCAUGGGGAAAUCCUUCGUCGACUGCGAUAACAUUGAGAACAUGCCACACGUUUCGUUCAUCAUCGGCAAUAAGUCCUUCCCACUAUCUCCUCAACAAUAUAUUCUCAAAGUCGGAGAAGACUGCUCGUCGAUCUGUGUAAGCGGAUUCGUUCCUCUGGACGUCCCAGAAGGUCCUCUCUGGAUUCUGGGGGACAUGUUCAUGGGAGCAUACCACACGGUGUUCGACUUCGGUAAUCUCAAGAUCGGAUUCGCGAAAGCGGCUUAGAAAUCUCCAAGUCCUUUGUCUCCGAGGAACAGCGAGGCGAGUCUGUGAUUUGUUGAUGUUGAAUAAUAAUGUUAUGAGAUGUGAUAAUUUUAAAUCAGCAUGCAUGAAAGUGAAAGUGAAAGCUACCUUGGCCUUGUAUAAAUGCUAAUAUUUCAUGAACUGUCUUGUACAAAUUAUCAAGCGCAAGCGCGCAGAUUGUGGUGUUUUGUCUCAGAACGACUA